Messenger RNA from Neospora caninum, 2934 nucleotides. RefSeq lists its product as hypothetical. The record is from RefSeq and is a predicted model, not a curated record. NCBI's taxonomy places the organism in Eukaryota, Apicomplexa, Conoidasida, Eucoccidiorida, Sarcocystidae. The transcript is spliced from 2 exons. The coding region runs from base 1 to 2934 and encodes 977 amino acids.
AUGGAAGAAAAAAACAACGGGCAGAGCAGAGAAGGGAACGCUUUCCUCCUUCGCUCUCUUCUGCUCCUCGAGGCUCAUCCCGUCAGUACCCGCGUUUCCUUUUCUCUUUUCUCCCUUGGAUACCUCUCCUCGACAGCCCACCGUCUCAUUGACUCUGCGAACUCUCUGUGGGCUUCCUCGGUCGCUUCACCCGCUGUGUCUCCUUCGGCGUCUCCGUCUGCUUCUCGCGUGUCUCCGUCUGCUUCUCGCGCGUCUCCGCCCCCUUCUUAUUGCUCCUCGCGUGUCUCGUCCUCCGCGUCUUUUGGGGUAUGGGGCGUCCCACUGGCGUCCGCGCGUCGCCUGCUCCAGGAAGAACAGAAGAAGAAGACGGCGACCUUGGCCGCCCUCGCCACCUAUGAUCUCUGCGGCUCUCCCGGAAGAGGAAAGCCUCCCCCCUGGGCGUGGCCAGACGAAACAAACCUCGAUGCGUUUCUGCCUUUGAGCGACGGCGCGGCCGACGUCGUCUUCGCUUCCGACUCUACGGCUGGCGAGGAGGAGGGUCAGUUUCGAACUUCGGGGAAUGGUGAAUCAGAGGGAGAAGAGCGGCCGUGCGUGGUUCUUGGGACUGUCGAGGUCGCAGCUGGACUCAGACGAGGCCGAGCGCGACGGCGCAGUCCGGGCGUCUCUUCUGUCGAGUUCGAGGCUCGUCUGUUCCCUCCCUCUCACCAGGCGUCGUCUUCUUCGAGUUCGGUGCAUAUCGAUCUCUCCUUGCGAUGCAUCCGGGGACUGCCGUCGUCGUUUUGCCUGGAGGCGCAGGAGGCGAUUUCGCUCGGUGCGGAGGCGCCUUCGCCUUCUCUCGCUUCGAUUGCCUCUUUGCGCAAGUCGGCAGGCAGAGACCGGGAGAAUGCGGGCUCCGGACCUGAGGCGGAGCGGGGCGGGUGCUCGGCGGGAGAGGGAAAAGAGUUGGAUGAAGGCGAGGCACUGAACGCAGGUGGAGCUCGGCCGUUCCUGGAGUCUAUCGAGAAGCUUCUUCGCACUGCGGCUGCCGUGGAGGCCUUGCUCGUGAGUCACCUCGAAAGACGCGGAGCUGCAGGCGUGGAGGAGCGUCUCGUGAACCCGAAGAGAACAGAGAGAGACGCGGCGCUGGAGACGUACAGGCAGCGUCUGUUCCGCAGCCAUGUCGAGAACUUUCUCCACUUUUAUUCUGAGGAAUCUGUGACGGAGGCGCCCAGUGCCGGCCCUUCCCGGCCUGCGCAAUCAGGCGAGAAGGAUCUGCGCCUUCACGGCACAGGCGAGGGAGACCGAGAGAAGACGAAGAGUCGUCACCGUGUCUCGUUUCAGCCCCCGCCGCACGCAGAGACAGCCGAAGUCCUGUCAGCCGGAGAUGCGAGACCAGACUCGUCUCCAGGGCGUCUUCGCCCCUCGAGUUCAGCGAUUCACAGCCCCCACGAGGACGAGCCUCCCGCCGAGGUCCGCUCGUCUCCCUCCACGACGCCCGCGCCUGUGCGCAGCCGCGAAGGGGCCUCUGGGCCUGACGGCGCAUGCACUCUGCAGACCGAGACGCGGGACAGGAGCCGAGCAGAGAGUGCACGCGCUCGAGAGGGGUACGAGGCGCAGAGGCAACGGGCGGGAAAGUCUCCGGACGGCGACGGCGGCGACGACGCUGCGACAGAAAACGAGUGGAAGGGAACGGCCGAAGAACAGGAAACCGCCGCAGAGCGAGGGACACGUGAGAGCGAAUCGACACGAGAACAGGCGGGAGAGGUCGGCUCGCGAGACAGGAAGGUCCAGGCUGACGGCCGACUCGCUGGGAGGGUUCCCUCUGCGGGGCGUUUUUCGCGCUUGUCGGACGGAGAAACAAAACGUCGCGAUGGAGAGUCGGACGGUCCGUUCGCACCGGCCGUGUCGCCUUCCGACCGAUCUGUUCCGUUUCAGCCGCUGCGUGUCUUGGGCACAGCUAGUAGCGCACCUAGCCCUCUGUCUCGCCCCACCGAUGGGCCGCCUGCAGGGUUCGUCGGCCUCCAGGACGUCGCUGAGAGCCUCAGCGAGAGGUCGAACGCAGCAGGGGAAAACGGCACCCGUGACGCGCCACGUGUCGGCGUGAGCGGCAUCUCGGCGUCUGAGCGCGGAGAGCGGCGAGGUGCGGCAGGCCGCCAUGCUUCCGGGGAAGCAUCGCUCGACUCUUUCGGAACGGAGGCACUCGAAGCCAAAAGAGGAGACGUGGGCGAUGCCAUUUCGCGCGCGCCUCGAGGCGGAGACGCUGCGAGUCAGGCGGGAGGCGGGGCGGAGGCCUGGGGGGCCGAGACGCAGCGCCUGGCUGCUGCGUCGUCUCCUUCAGGGCCAGCUCCUUCCCUCCCUGAGUCGCAGUCGCCCUCUGUGCCGACUUCGUCGUGUGGCAUCUGCCGCUUUGGAGCCGCGACAGGCGCCGCGGAGCCUGCAAAGGAAGGAAGAAGCCCAUCGCGGGAGUCGGAGUCGCGGAGCGGCCGCUGCGGCUCCAGGAGGCACAGCGCAGGAGAGGGAGGCAGCGCGGGUAGACUGCUCGCGGUGAUUCGCGAGGAGGGCGAGGAGGAAGGGGGCGACACGAAGGCGACGCGGACCGAGGGCGAGAGGCAGGAGAGGAAGGAGAGGAAGGAAGGGAAGGCGCCCUCGGAGAAGGCGCAGCAAGAGGAGGCGGACGCGCUGCCGAGGCCGCGAAGCCUGGGUGACGCAGCGGCGCACAAGAGUUUAAGAGAGGCGGCGUCUGUGAGCGUGGGAACCCACGAGACGCCGACGGGCGCGCGUUCCAACGGAGACCUCACAGAGGAGACGAAGCCCAGCCGCGGAGCAGAGAUGGGGAAGAAGGGCCAGGAAGUCACUGCCAGCCGAUACCACACGGAGUUCGUUGAGCUCCAGCAACUCGGCUCGGGCGGCUUCGGGAGCGUCGCGAAGGUAAGCGUCAACGCGCGAAGCAGCUGA